Molecule: messenger RNA, 414 nt
Organism: Letharia columbiana
Lineage: Eukaryota; Fungi; Ascomycota; Lecanoromycetes; Lecanorales; Parmeliaceae
Exons: 3
Coding region: 1-414 (137 amino acids)
Molecular function (GO): protein binding
Source: RefSeq, a predicted model, not a curated record
AUGUGGGGCACUGAAAGGCAUUUGGACACUGCUGCUUUAGAGAAUGGAAGCCUUGCGCUGCUCGGUGCUACGGGGCUGCCGUUGAAGAACGUCACUUCUCUGGGACCUGGCGAGUUCGGUGAUGAGUAUUGCACUGCGACUGUGGGCGGGCCCGCUGGGGCAUACUGCGUUGUCUUAGGGGGUAAUAAUCAAGCCUACAAAGUUGCACACAACGACUACUACAAAGCCAAGGAUUAUGCAAACGCCAUUGGAGAAUACAUUAAAGCCCUUGGUAUCGAGCCCUUUCCAGUCACCUAUCUCUCCAGACGAGUGGCAGCAUUCACGCGCGUUAAUCGUUUUGAAGAGACGCUAGAGGAUGCAUACACUGCAAGCGGUAUAGACCAUUCUAAUCCGCAGAGGUCCUCUAUUGACUAG